Closterium sp. NIES-67 is the source of this 3544-nucleotide messenger RNA. NCBI's taxonomy places the organism in Eukaryota, Viridiplantae, Streptophyta, Zygnematophyceae, Desmidiales, Closteriaceae. The record is from the annotation of a GenBank genome assembly.
CUUGGAGAUAUCCCAUACCUCCUUAUCUAGUAGAUGUUCCCAGAGCGUCGUACGGUACAGACGCAUUACGUCGCGUUCGCGUCGACUAGGCGGCAGUUUGGUAACCCGGUGAUUUAUUUGGUCAGCAGCGAGCGACCUGAACGUUGAUCAGCAAGUUCGGCGGCCGUGAUAGCGAUCAGCAUCGUGUCGAUUAGUAGCACGUCGAUCAGCAUCACGUCGAUUAUUCACCUUUAACGUUUAGAUAUCCUUGACGAUGACUUAGAAAGAUAUCGAUUACGGUUCUUCAGGCGCCUCAGAAAUAGCCGUAAGGUAUCCCGAUCAGCGUCUCGGCGAUGUUUAAGAAGAAGAAUUUCCGUCGCAGGCAGGACGACGACGGCGACGACGGCGGCGGCGACGGCGAUGCGCAAAAUGGCGGAACCACCGCUGCGAAACCCGCGUCGGCUGCCAAAUUCCGCGCUGAAAAGGCUAAGGAGAAACCUAAAGCCGCCCCGGCGAGCCUGCUGAGCUUUGAAGCCGACGAGGAUGGGGAGGGAGACGACGGCGGGCCGUUCGGCAUGGCGAUCGGCGGGCGAUCGAAAACCAAACCCAAACCGGAAUCCAAGUCGAAAUCUAGAUCGGCAGGGUUUGGCACGGGGCACGGGGAUGGGCACAAAUUAAGUAGAGAUAAAAAAGGCCGGGAAGACAGGAAAGGCAGGGAGGAAAAGAGGGAGGGGGGCAAGGGCGGCGGGGUGGUGGGGGGGGGGCCGUCCGCUGCUGGCGGAGCGUUGAACGUGGUGCCGCAGUCGGGGGAGUACACUAAAGAGAAGCUCGCUGAACUGGCGCGCAACACAAUGCGCAUUGCAGCGCCUUCGUCCGCCUCUAGGCGCACUCCCCCUCCCCCCUCCGCCUCCUCAGCUACAGCAGGCGCAGCCCUCUCAGCCGCCGCGGCCCCUUCCUCUACCGUCACCCCGCCCUCCCUCUCCGAGCCUCUCAUCGUGCUUCGGGGGUCGCUCAAGCCUGCAGGCUCGGCCACCGCCGAAGCUGAGGCUGGAACUAGUGGUUCGGGAGCAGCAGGUUCGGCAGGUGCUGCAGGUGCCGCAGCAGGAAUGGGAGGCUUGGGAGGAGGCUUGGGAGGAGGUUUAGGAGCAGGAUUAAGAAAGGGGGGAGGGAGUUACAUCGGCGGCACGUUUAUCCCCGAUGCUGCUGCUAUAGCAGCGGCAAAAGCAAAGAGGGAGAGAUUAAGGCAGGCCAAAGCAGCUCCGGAUUUUAUUCCGCUUCCAGGGAGUGAUAGGUCUGACAUGGCAGGGGCGGGGAGCAUGAUGAGGGGGGGGAUGGGAGGGGAGGAAGCGGACGAGGAGGAGGAGAAGGGGAACGAGGAGGAGGAUGAGGAGGAGGCGAGGUGGGAAGAGGAGCAACUCAGGAAAGGGGUGGGUCGGAUGGUAGCCCUGCGAGGAGCUACAGGGGGGAAGGAAGGGGGAGCCAUGGGAAAAGCAGGGGGAGCAGAUGGGGCGGGGGUUGGGGGAAUGGUUGGGGCGGGGUCUAUUGUGGCGGAAGGGGACGAAGUGAUGAAGUUUUUGAGAGAGGGCCUGGCAAGACUGCAGGCCUCGCAGUCCAAGGCUGAGCGGGAGGCUCGGGAUGCAGAGGAUCGGCUGGUGGCGGCAGCAGAGGAGGUGCUAGGACUGGAGAAGGCGAUGAAGGGCGCUGAGAGCAAGUACCGAUUCGUGCAGGACUUGAGGCAGUACGUGGCCGUGCUCUGUGACUUCCUCAAGGACAAGGCGGCCCUAGUAGAGGAGCUGGAGGAGUCGCUGCAGCAGCUGCAGGAGGAGCGUGCCAAUGCAGCGUUCGACCGGCGCCGCGCUGACCUGGCGGAUGAGCUGGCGCAAGCGGAGGCUGCCACGUCAGCAGCAGCAGUGGCAAUGGCGCAGGGCGCCGGGACGGUGACAGCAGCUGCAGCGGCGGCAGCGGCGGUGGAAGCGCUGGAUGAGUUUGGGCGUGAUGUGAACCUGCAGAAACGUCUGGAGUUCAAGCGGCGGAUAGCAGCGAGGGAGAGGCGACAAGCUAAGGCCGAGGCGAGGAGGGCUGGGCGCGGAGAAGGGGGGAGCGCAGGAGGUGGAGGAGGAGGGGGAGGAGGAGGGAGGGUGGAGGGGGAGUGGAGCAGCGAGGAGAGUGAGGAUGAGCGGAGUGCGUAUGACUCGGGCAGGCGGGAGAUACUCACUGCUGCUGAUGCCAUAUUUGGCGAUGCAGCGGAGGACUAUUCGAAGAUAGAGAAGGUCAAGCAGCGCAUGGAGGGGUGGAAGCAGCAGCACCCAGCGGCCUACCGGGACGCCUAUGCCAGCAUGUCAGCGCCAGCUCUGUUUGCUCCCUUUGUGCGCCUGGAGCUGCUCAGAUGGGACCCGCUGUUUGGAGGUGGUGCGUUCGACUCCAUGCACUGGUACUCGGUUCUGUUCGAUUACGGGCUCCCAACUGACGGGUCCGAGCCUGCCCCAGACGACCCGGACACGAACCUGGUGCCGAGGCUCGUGGAGAAGGUCGGGCUGCCGAUCCUCCACCACGCGCUGGAGCACUGUUGGGACCCGCUGGACCGCGCCGCGACCAAUCGCGCGGCGACAGCUGUCGAGGAGGUGCUGGUGUACGUGGAGGCGGGGGCGCCAGCUGUGGUGGAAAUGGUGAAGGCGGUUGAGGGACGGAUGGAGGGGAGUGUUGCAGAAAUGAAGGUCCCAGCGUGGCCGCCCCCUGUGCUGGCUGCCUGCCCCUCCGCUGCUCGGUUCGCGGCUCAAAGAUUCGGACAGGCUUUGAGGCUCAUCCACAACAUGGGCAGAUUACGAGAGGUGGUGUCUCAGCCACUCCUGGACCGGCUCGUGCUGGGCUCGCUUCUGCCCAAUCAGCUGCUGCCACAUCUACGCACCCUCACCCCGUCGCUGCACGACGCUGUACCCCGUACAGAGCGACUCGUUUGCGUGCUGUGCGACGGCAAGUGGGCGGGGACGGGCAGCGGAAGCGCCUUGCCACCCUCAGCGGAACCUAGGAACAGCCCCAGGUCCCCGCUGUCGCAGCUGGUGGCUUAUGUUGAAACGCUGGGUCGCUCUGUGGAGAGUCGAAGCGCAGUGGAGGGGCAGAGGGAGGAGUGCGUGAUGCUGGCGAGGAAACUCAAGCGAAUGCUGGUGCAGAUGGAGGAGAUGGACAAGGCGAGAGGUCUAGCCAAGGUGUUCGGAAUAAAGGAGGCAGUGUAGGUUCAGAGGAGGCAGUGCAUGUGCAUGGCACGGAGUGUGCGCUACUAAAUGGGAGACUGAAGGAGAAGGCUGCAGGUGCAGAUGGCAGAGAUGAACGAGGCAAGAGCUCUGCCCAAGUUGUUUCGCUCAAAGGGAGGUAGUAUACUGGAUGCGGGUGUGCGGGUGUGGUGCUCGCAAGGAGAUUGCCGUAGAUUUGCAAGUGGGCGAGAUGGAUAAGUUGAGAGCACUUGCCAAGCCAAGGUACGUGGUUGACAUCAAAGAAUUGCAGUAAUUAGCAAUUUGGUAUUCCAUUUUAUCCAGAUAAUGCAUCUGGUGAUUUAUGCUAUGCUAUGUAU